Molecule: messenger RNA, 1014 nt
Organism: Peniophora sp. CBMAI 1063
Lineage: Eukaryota; Fungi; Basidiomycota; Agaricomycetes; Russulales; Peniophoraceae
Source: the annotation of a GenBank genome assembly
AUGGCACCUGUCCAACCCCAAGGCCCGAACGGCCAGAGCUCCAAGAAGCACUCAAAAGUUGUGAUCAUUGGCUCCGGUCCAGCAGGCCACACAGCCGCCAUCUACCUCGCACGCGCCAACUUGAACCCAGUGAUGUUCGAGGGCUUCCUGGCCAACGGUUUCGCUGCCGGCGGUCAGCUCACCACCACGACUGACGUCGAGAACUUCCCCGGUUUCCCCCAGGGCGUACUCGGCCCUGAGCUCAUGGAGAAGUUCCGCGCUCAGUCUGUUCGCUUCGGAACGGAGAUCAUCACCGAGACUGUUAGCAAAGUCGAUCUCAGCACUCGGCCGUUCAAGUACUGGCGCGAAUACUCGGAGAACGACGAGCCCGAGACGGCCGAUUCUAUCAUCAUCGCCACCGGAGCUUCCGCAAAGCGUCUCGGUCUUAAGGGCGAGGAGACGUACUGGCAGAGCGGUAUCUCUGCUUGUGCCGUGUGCGAUGGUGCCGUGCCGAUCUUCAGGAAUAAGCCGCUCGCUGUCAUUGGUGGCGGCGACUCCGCGGCGGAGGAGGCGACGUACUUGACGAAGUACGGCUCGCACGUCUAUGUGAUCGUGCGCCGGGACGAGCUUCGCGCCUCGAAGAUCAUGGCUAAGCGCCUGCUCAACAACCCCAAGAUCACUGUUCUCUGGAAUUCUGUCGCGACUGAAUGCCAGGGUGAUGGCGACCUCUUGAACAACCUUCGCGUGAAGAACGUCCAGACAGGUGCGGAGUCUGAUCUUCCCGUCAACGGCCUGUUCUACGCCAUCGGUCAUGAGCCGGCAACUGCCCUCGUCCGCGACCAACUGCAGACUGACGCCGACGGCUACAUCAUCACGGUCCCCGGAACGACCCAGACCUCCAUCCAUGGUGUCUUCGCCGCCGGUGACGUUCAGGAUAAGCGUUACCGUCAGGCGAUCACAUCGGCUGGCUCUGGGUGCAUGGCUGCGCUCGAGGUCGAGAAGCUCAUCGCCGACGAGGAGGCUGACGCCGAGUAA